AUGUAUGCUAACCAGUGUCUUCAGUGUAUUCGUGCUGGAGGGAAACAUAACGAUCUUGAUGAUGUUGGAAAGGACAGUUACCAUCAUACUUUUUUUGAGAUGCUUGGAAACUGGAGUUUUGGAGACUACUUCAAAAAGGAGGCCAUACAAUUUUCCUGGGAACUUCUCACCAAAGUAUACGGUUUAGAUCCUGAUAGACUCUACGUUACCUACUUUGAAGGAAACGAGGCUGCCGGCGUUGGCCCUGACAUAGAAGCAAGGGACAUAUGGCGGAGUGUCGGCGUGAAAGAUGACCACAUUCUCACAGGUGACAUGAAGGACAACUUCUGGGAGAUGGGAGACCAAGGCCCUUGCGGACCUUGCAGUGAGAUUCAUUAUGACAGAAUUGGAGGCCGAAAUGCUGCCCAUCUCGUUAACCAGGAUGACCCGGACGUGCUCGAGAUCUGGAAUAACGUGUUUAUACAAUAUAACCGUGAGCCAGACAGGUCUCUACGGCCACUGCCUAACCAGCAUGUCGAUACUGGUCUAGGAUAUGAAAGACUGGUGUCCAUCCUCCAGAACAAGUCGUCGAAUUAUGAUACCGAUGUGUUUACCCCCCUGUUUACCGCCAUUCAAAAUAUCACAGGUGCUCGACCAUACACCGGCAAAUUUGGUGCCGAGGAUGCUGAUGGAAUAGACACUGCGUACCGAGUGGUUGCAGACCACCUUAGAACACUCACCUUUGCCAUUACUGAUGGAGCUGCUCCCAACAAUGAAGGACGGGGCUACGUUGUUCGUCGAGUGCUUCGCAGAGGUGUACGCUACGCCAGAAAGUACCUCCAGGUUGAAAUUGGCAGCUUCUUCUCAAAACUUGUCCCAGCCCUCGUAGAACAGAUGGGUGACAUGUUCCCGGAAAUCAGGCGAAAGCAAACGGAUGUCAUGGAGAUCUUAGACGAAGAGGAAGUGUCGUUUGCCAAAACCCUUGAUCGUGGUGAACGCCAAUUUGAGAACUACGCUCAGCAAGCAUUGGACUCUGGCGCUGGAAAACUCCAUGGUGCCGAUGUCUGGCGACUUUACGAUACCUUUGGCUUCCCUGUGGACCUUACUCGCCUAAUGGCAGAAGAGAGACAGUUGACCAUCGACGAUGCUGAGUUUGAAGAGGCCCGUCUCAAGGCCAAGGAAGCCAGUAAAGGUCAGGCUAAAACCGCCUCCGACCUCCUCAAACUUACUGUUCACACUCUGAGCACGCUUGAGAAGAACGGUGUCCCAAAAACCGACGAUGAUGCCAAGUUUGGAAAGGGAAAUAUCGUCGCCAACAUUAAGGCAAUCUGUCAUGGAAAAGAGGUCAUUGACUCGACCAAGGACAUCCCUGCCAAUGAGCAGAUUGGUAUUAUUCUUGACAAGACCAACUUUUACGCUGAGCAAGGUGGUCAAGAGUACGAUACCGGAAAGAUCGUCAUUGACGGUCAGGCCGAGCUGGAUGUUCAGAACGUCCAGAUGUACGGCGGCUAUGUUCUACACACUGGCUUUAUCAAAUACGGCAACUUCUCUGUCAACGACUCUGUCAUUGCAGAAUACGAUGAACUCCGCCGAUGGCCAAUCAGAAAUAACCAUACCGGUACCCAUAUUCUCAAUUUUGCUCUCCGAGAGGUUCUUGGUGAUGGUGUCGACCAGAAGGGGUCCCUUGUUGCCGCCGAGAAAUUACGUUUCGACUUCUCUCACAAAUCCGCUAUCUCGGACAGUGAUCUAGAGAAAAUCGAAGCCAAGUCUACUGACUACAUCCGUCAGAACUGUGCUGUCUACUCACAGGAGGUUCCUCUCGCAACUGCUCGUGAGAUCACCGGCGUUCGUGCUGUGUUCGGAGAGACAUACCCCGAUCCUGUUCGCGUGGUAUCCGUCGGCGUUGAGCUUGACGAGAUUCUAAAGAACGUCAAGGACCCUCGCUGGGAAGGUGUCAGUAUCGAGUUCUGUGGUGGCACCCACGUCCAAAAGACUGGUGAUAUCAAGGACCUCGUCAUCCUCGAAGAGAGCGGUAUUGCCAAAGGAAUUCGUCGUAUCAUUGCCGUAACAGGUGAAGAUGCACAUGAAGUCCAGCGUAUUGCUCGCGAGUUUGGUGAACGACUCAACCGCUUCGAAAAGAUGCCUGCCAGCCCCGAGAGGGAUGCUGAAAUUAAGAGUCUGCAAGUCGACCUUAACCAGCUUACCAUCUCUGCCGUCGAGAAGACCAAGUACCGCAACCAGUUCACCCAGAUCCAUAAGAAGAUCACGGAUGCGCAGAAGGCCGCUCAGAAGGCUGAGGUGAAGACCGCCAUUGAUGCCAUCUCCGCCUACUUUGAAGAGAACACGGAAAGCCCAUCACUCGUCAUCAAACUGCCUAUCACUGCAAACCAGAAGGCAAUUAGCGAGUCUUUGAAUCACGUCAAGACAAAGUUGAGCGGUAAGGCGUUGUACGUCUUCGCCGCCGAUGCAUCCAAGGUUGCCCACGGAUGCUACGUGACUCCCGAUCUCACCACCAAGGGUGCAUCAGCUAACGAGUGGGCUAGUGCCGUGUCUAGCAUUGUUGGAGGCAAAGCAGGAGGCAAGGCACCCGUUGCGAUCGGCAACGGUACUGAAGUUAACAAAGUCGACGAGGCUUUGGAUGAAGCCACGAAGUAUCUAGAGAAAUUCAAACUCUGA
Trichophyton rubrum CBS 118892 is the source of this 2655-nucleotide messenger RNA. RefSeq names its product alanyl-tRNA synthetase. The transcript has 4 exons. Gene Ontology annotation, biological process: alanyl-tRNA aminoacylation; tRNA modification. Gene Ontology annotation, molecular function: alanine-tRNA ligase activity; ATP binding; aminoacyl-tRNA deacylase activity. NCBI's taxonomy places the organism in Eukaryota, Fungi, Ascomycota, Eurotiomycetes, Onygenales, Arthrodermataceae. Bases 1 to 2655 code for a protein of 884 amino acids. The record is from RefSeq and is a predicted model, not a curated record. Gene Ontology annotation, cellular component: cytoplasm; mitochondrion.